AUGAGCUCAACCCCUUGCACAGCAUGCAGCUGGACCCCUGAACGCCAAAAAUACUGCAGCUACGAAAGCCACCUCAAGUUAUUCUACGAAGCCGGCGACCGAGGCGUCUGGUCAAUUGGCUCAAAGGUGAUACUAAAGGAUCGAGGUUCCAACCUUCCAACCUCCGAGGUACCAAAUAUCCAGUUCGUGCAGGAGCAAACCUCUAUUCCCGUUCCCACUGUCAUUAAAUCCUGGGAAGAGGGCAAACACACGCUCAUACUGAUGCGACGCAUCCCCGGUGAACCUUUGAGCAACGUCUGGUCCAAACUGACAAUAGACGAAAAGAAUAAAAUUGCAAAGCAAACCGCUGAGUAUCUCCAGCAACUUCGCAAUCUCCAAUCUGAUAAAAUCCAAUGUCUUGGCGGUCGUCCUGUGUUUUCCAAUUUCUUGUUCAAGAACAAGGGAUUAAAUGAGGUUCCCCGCGGUCCUUUUGCAUCUGAUGACGAGCUAUGGGCUGAGAUGGAGCGUGGGUUGAAUGAGAAGAUCCCAGAGGCUGCAAGAGUACGGCUUCGACAGUGCAUGCCGUCUGCCAUGCCUUAUACUUUUACGCAUGGUGACCUGACAAAUGUGAAUAUUAUGGUGGAGAAUGGUGAGCUUACUGGGAUUAUUGAUUGGGAGACGGCUGGGUAUUUUCCUGUGUGGUGGGAAUAUGUCUGCACUUCGGUUCCUGAUAGUGAGGAGGAUAGAGAGUGGAAGACGUUGUUGCGACAGUAUAUGCCUGAUUAUAGUGUCGCUCGUGGAUUUUGGUUGGAAUAUUAUUAUCUUUGCAAGGAUCUGGAUAGUGAAAGGGCGAAGAGGCUUCUGGAGAGAAUAUAG
Molecule: messenger RNA, 855 nt
Organism: Aspergillus niger
Lineage: Eukaryota; Fungi; Ascomycota; Eurotiomycetes; Eurotiales; Aspergillaceae
Exons: 1
Coding region: 1-855 (284 amino acids)
Source: RefSeq, a predicted model, not a curated record